AUGACUUCCAGUCUCGCCAGGCAAUUGGCACAGGGUGCAUCGCUAAACAGUGCCCUCCUUGUCGAUCGGUCGCGACGAAAAGCAGCCGAAUCCUACCUCUUCACCGGUGGAGAGGCCGACCUACACGACCUAGAAUCUAUUCAUGCAUUGGGUACCAAUGGAUUUCUUCAGCUCGUAUCCAUCACUCCAGCACUAUCAAAAUUCGAAGGGCCCUUGUUUUCAGACGCGUCAAAGGAAACUGACCGAACCCUUUUGCCCGCCGAGGCUCUUGCCAAACUGGAUGAAACGAUUGGUGCAUUCAUGGUACAGCUGGGGCCGUAUCUGAUGGAGGCGCCAACAGGCAAGGUAAUAGAAUGGCUUGUCAGGAGAUUUAGGAUCAACGAAUUCAAUGUCGAGUCCGUUCUCUCAUUAUUUCUGCCCUAUCACGAAUCGCCUCAUUUCGCCAAGAUGGUAACCAUUCUUCACAUCCGACCCAAUUCUACAUGGAGCUUCCUCAUUCCAUUCAAGAAAGCUGCUCAGAGCGUUCCCAGAAUGGCGCUUGUGAAAGAGAUGCUUAAAAAUUCAGACGUGUCUCGUUUCAUUGCCAACCUCCUUCCAGCCGCGAUUAAAGGAGGAUACUCCCAUCGGUCGCUCUUGGCUUUCAAUGCUGCUGCUCUGCACGACUACAUGAUACGCAGCAAAGCACUAGAUGACGGAACUCUGGCUUAUCUUCUACCUGCUCUUCUUGAGCCCUUGCAAAAUCUCUCCGAACUCUCAAGUAAAGAUGCUAUUCUGGGCAGCUAUAUCUUGCUAUCGACCCUGUCCCACAAGUGCAGCUUCACCGCAGCUGCUCAAAAGGCCAUUGUGGUGGCCAUGUCCUCCUGUGCAACUCGUGUGUCUUCCAAGCAAUUCGUAAGUGCCUUAGUCUCGGUGUGUGAGGGUCAAGAUGGAAUGGAAGAUCUCCCAGACAGUAUUGUCAACAUAAUACUUUGCCUCCCGAAUAUUUCCUCCGAAGUAGGCGAAGCAUUGGGCUGGGCCGGCACAGAAAAACUUCUCGGUCCUUUAUUGGGUGGUCUAACUCAGCGACUGAACGAAGAUGGGGCACUCAGUUUACUCGAGACGAUUAUUAUGUCUCCGAAUACGCCAGAUAUCACCAUAGGACGACUAUCCGAACACCUCAUCAAGCUGGCCAUUUCCGAGACAGAGUCAUCAAAUACAGUUCUCGUUGCCCGACGCUUGUUGUCCCACGUUCAUCAACGUCACUCGGCCAUUCUACACAGCGUCUCAGAGGAGAUGACUCAAGAUGACGAGGAGCUAAAGCCAUCGUUGGACAACCUUGUAAUGUCUCUUUCUAUGAACCAAUCAUACAGCACGACCACGGGCACAUCAUCGAAAGAUGACAACAGUGAUACGAUCUUAGCCUCUACCAGUGCAGACGCUAAGAUACGUCUCAUUGCGGAUGAAAGACCUUAUCAAGAGAUAUCUUUCGGGACCAGUAACAUCAGAGCAAAAGUCAAGGCCUUGCUUUCUUCUGCGUUGGUUGCUCGUACCCAAGAUUCAGAUCAUCGUGUGCUGGAGGCUCUAUAUGAACAACCUGAGGUCAUUCUCCCUGCACUGAUCAAGGAUUCGGAAACGUACAUAAAUCAACUAUCAACCUUGCUCUCAAGUACAAAGCCGAAGCGUCCGGUCCUCAAGACUCAUCUAAGUUUCUUGAUUAGACAUUUCUACCAGAAAGUAGAGAUAGACACGUUGGAGAAAACUUUCCACAAAAUCAUUUUUCCUUUGAUGCUAUUCUCGAAACCUCGGCAGCUUACCGUGGAGCUGCUGUGGGAUAUCCUCGAGGAAAACUUGCCAAAGUCUGGUGCUGGAUACUACGAGUUGUUGAACGGAUGUGUUAAUUUAUGGACAUCGACUAAAGCCAAAGAUACUGCCGAUGGCGUCGAUAAGCUAGCGACCUUCAAUAUACAAGUCGCCGCAAGAAUGGCUGAAAACAUUCUAUCUUCUAACAACUUCUCACAUCAUCUGGACGAGCUGAUGGCCAAAUUUAACGAUUCCAAUGCCUACGUACGAAUAUUGGCUUACAUGAUUGCACGUUCGCUGCUUCGUCGUCUUUCUGGUAGCCAUCAGAUCGAUGCUGCCCACAAGGCGCUUCGGGCCCUUGAUCUGGAGCAGCUCUCAAAGGUCGAGGAUCCCUCGAGCGGUUCCGAAGAUCCUCCGGAGUACCUGGAUGACGACCGUAUCGGAAAGAGCGUUGUACUGAAGCCCAACAGCAAAAAUACGGCUUAUUGGCUCCAGAUGUCCAUUAUCACGAUAUCCGCUGGUGUCGCGAGUCCUGAGGGUAUAUUGGUCAACUGGCUUUCCACCAGGCCUAUGCAGGGAACGUCGGAUGACCGCGACCAUCGCUACGUCACCUUGAUGCGCUCGAUUUACGGGCUGGCAAAUUCGUCAAGCUCAAACGUAGCAAUGCACAUGCUUCGAACUUUGUUCAUGAAUAUCGCAGACGAGGCGCUGGCUUUUUUGACUGGUGUCUGGGCGAAUUGUGAUGAUGAAGAUCUCGCUGUAGUUGCUUUCGGACAUACCAUUGCUCUACUGAAGGCGCACACGUCUGGAGACGAGAGCGUCGACUUCCAGACCAUCGUCCCAUCGUUGCUUGUUUCUCUUCAAAGUCCCAACCUUGAAAUUAGGAAAGCGGCAUUACAAUGCAUAAGCCUAUUGGCGGAGGCGUCCGAGAAGAAGUACGCCAGAGUGUACGCAUUUGAUACUAUCUAUGGAGCAAGUACAGUGAACCUGCAAUAUCUUGACCAGGACGAUCUUAAACGGUAUCUCGCAGCUAUAGCCGAGCAUGAAGAGCAUCUGCUUCAUGACCCGGCGUUCCUAUCUAUUUUCCAUCUAGAAUAUCUCCAACGAUCAAACUCAGACAAACGGAAACAAGCACAAUACAAAUAUCGUAUCCUCUGCUAUCUUGCGUCACACAUUAACGUGUCUCCGUCCCCGCAUUCUCAGCUUUGCCUGCUGAGAUCUAUUGGCAAUAUUUCUGAUGAGGAUAAAGCUGCGAUUCUCCUUCCAUCUAUAAAGCUGGUUGCCGAGGACGCCCGGGCCAGGGACAUAUAUGGAUCAAUUUUAGAAGAGUUUACGUCCCUGCUAGUUUCCGCCUUCGACGCAUCGUCUGCUAAAAAAUUGAAUGCAGACAGUAAUGAAAUGUGGAAGACAUACUGUCAUUGUUUACGUUGCUUCCUGGGAACUGGCACCUUAUCGUCCUCAAGGACCAGGCUGACGGAAGGUUUAGAGCGAGGCUUGUUUGCGAACCUGACAAUGGAGCGGAAAAUUGAAGUUUGUGGUCUUCUCCUCAGUCUCAGCACAGAGGACUCCGAUGUGCCUGACUCCGGGAACAGUCCAAGGGCUAGCAAACGUCCCCGACUGGUAACUGAGCCUUCUCAAGAGACUCUUCCUCAGUUGAGUAUUUUAGCUGAAGUACUGGCUACGACUUCCCUGCCCGGUUCUUUCGAUGUCAUUGCUGCAAUGGUUCAGGCCUUGAGCAGCAUCAUACAGUCUUCGUCGUCAGAUAAUGUUGACAUUUCUUUCAUCGAACAAUCUAUGAUGUCCGCGAUCGACAAUGCUGCCGAUAAAGUCACGGAAGCUCCAAAUGUGGCACCAAGUGCUAUUCGUUUGGAAGUCUUGGUGGACCUCAUUCGCACCGCACAAAAUCCUCAGACGUUCCAGCAGGCGUUGUUACUUAUGGCUACAUUGGCCAGACUUACCCCCGACUCUGUGCUCCACAAUAUCAUGCCUGUUUUCACAUUUAUGGGGUCAAAUGUGUUCCAUCGCGACGAUACGUACAGCUUUACUGUUGUACAAAAGUGCCAGGUCAUGGUCUCUUCCUUGAAGCGUUCACAUUCUUCUCGAAUGGACCUUCAUCUGGGUUCUCGUGAAUUCUUGCGGGUGUUCACUGACGCUGCCAAUCACAUACCGCGGCAUCGUCGCACCAACUUCUUCAUUCAUUUGGUGGAUGUUCUUGGCCCUACUGAUUAUUUGGCGCCGGUUUGUCUUCUCCUCAUCGAAAAGGCCGCCAACCGCGCUAUCCGUCAAAGUCCGGAUGAUGCCCGCAGUACUUUCGCAUUGCCGCUGUCGCUCCUACAUCACUACCCCGGAGCCUUGCAGCUAUCUAUCCUCACCGAGAUGCUUGAGGAAAGCCACCGACUUGCUUCUAGAGCGAAAGAUCCAGAGAAUCUUGAACCGUCCUUCCUUGACGAUAAUUUCCAUGAAGAACACUCUGUUUCUUCCUCAACAACUUUCAGAAGAAGGGCUCAAGCUAUACUUGCUUUCGUCGGUUUCGCUGCGAAGUCAACACCUGGAUCAAGCGCUAGCAUCAGCACAUUUGUAUCUCUUCUGGUGCUUAUGGCAACUCUUCCAAGUGGUCAGGGAUCCGAUACUCGAAUGGAAGAUGUGAACAAAACUUCGCGUCUGUCGUUGGCGCAAGCGCUCAAAGUCAUGUCUGCUGUUGACUUCUUGAAUUCUGCGAUAGUCAUGCUCGAGUCUUCCGAACAAGCGGUACAGGUCGGUGCUCUAGAUCUCAUCGCCGAGCGGGUACCCCUGGUAUCGGACAGCGUUCGUCGAAAAUCUACCGAUGCCAUUGUGAAGAUCAUUGAGCGCACGAAAGACCUCCUCGUUUCUUUCCCUACUGGACCUAUUGCGGUCUCGGGUCUCAAGGCUUUACAGUCUAUUGGCGCCCACAUUUGUUCUGGAGAAGAGGCUGCAAUUACACAAGUUCUUCCUGUGUUGGUCUCUGAUAUCCGUGGAAAUAGGAACACGAUCUAUGCGAUGGCUGCCUUGUCGCCUCUGGCUGCGAAAUUAGGACCCAGGAUUAUUCCUUUCUUCCGUGAGAUCGUCGAUCUUUGCGUAGGUGCUCUUCGUGAUGGAGCAGAGGAUUUGAUGAUCAUUACGACUGAAGUGUUGCAUGGGCUUUUAUCAUCGAUUCCUCCGUUCUGGGGAAGCGGGGAACUUACUCAAGUCAUCAAGCUUUUCAUCGUCACUCCCAAAGGAGCGCGAACCGCGCCAUUAACAUCAUUUGUCAAGACUAUGACUAAGAAAGGCCCAGAGAAGGUCCUCGUCCCGACUCUCACCCAGAUAUGGGCGUCGUUGUUACCAAAUCCAUCCAUUGACCAGUACGAUGCUUUCUUCGAUAUCGUGAAGAAAUCCCUUCGUGUCGCCAGCAAAGGGGUUAUCCAGGACAAUCUGAGAACCCUUUUUAAGACGUUUUUAGAGGCAUUUGGCGCCUUGAGUUACAGUGAUCUCUCUCGAACACCAGUAAUACCCGCCUUCCUCGAGCUGAUCGUCAAGAUCAACGAAAAUACUUUUAGGCCUCUCUUCCGACGUCUUUACGAUUGGGCCUUCGUGACUGCUCCUGACGACGCGACGAGAAAGGUCACGUUCUGUCAUGUCUAUUCUAGUCUUUUGGAUUACUUUAAGGGGUUGAUGUGUCCAUACAUGUCGUUCCUCCUACAACCGUACAUCGAUCUCCUGAAGAGUUUCACCUCCUCAAGUCACAACAGCGCAUUAUGGUCGGCCGUGCUGGAGACCCUCACGAAGAGCAUGAACUACGAUGACGGAGUCUUUUGGCGGGAUAACAAAAUUCGGCAUAUAUCUCCGCAUCUGAUAUCUCAAGUUCCUGUCUGCUUGAAGCUGAACCUUCCAGAAGGGAAGCAACUCCUUCAAGACACGUUAUGCGCACUCACGGACAAUGCAACGGAUGACGUCUUGCUCAAGUCAAUCAAUCUCGAUCUUCUGAUGCAUACCCGUUCAGAGGAUGUUCAAGUGCGGUUGUAUGCCCUGGUGUGCUCAAAAACAUUGUGGCAGACACACGGCGGAAAACUUCUUGGAUUCGUGGCGGAGACAUCGACCUUCAUUGCAGAAUGUAGCGAAGACGAAAAUGAUAUGGUAGCGAGAGAGUCCUUAAAGCUAAAAAAUGCAGUAGAAAGCGUAGCAGGAAACAUAAAUGGUUUAUGA
Messenger RNA from Desarmillaria tabescens, 5982 nucleotides. RefSeq lists its product as uncharacterized. Gene Ontology annotation, biological process: maturation of SSU-rRNA from tricistronic rRNA transcript (SSU-rRNA, 5.8S rRNA, LSU-rRNA); positive regulation of transcription by RNA polymerase I. Gene Ontology annotation, molecular function: snoRNA binding. The transcript has 29 exons. NCBI's taxonomy places the organism in Eukaryota, Fungi, Basidiomycota, Agaricomycetes, Agaricales, Physalacriaceae. The record is from RefSeq and is a predicted model, not a curated record. Gene Ontology annotation, cellular component: 90S preribosome; t-UTP complex; small-subunit processome. Bases 1 to 5982 code for a protein of 1993 amino acids.